Arachis ipaensis is the source of this 740-nucleotide messenger RNA. Its product is annotated as gibberellin-regulated protein 4. The record is from RefSeq and is a predicted model, not a curated record. Lineage: Eukaryota; Viridiplantae; Streptophyta; Magnoliopsida; Fabales; Fabaceae.
AAUUCAAUAUGACAAUUUGUCACACGACCUUAGUGUGAUUUUGCAUAAAAAGUGUGAUGGAUGAGUUGUAUUUUUUUUUUAAUGUUUGGAUGAGCCAGAAAUAAAUCUGGCACCUAAUAAUAUGGAAUGAUACCCCCACCUAAAGUUCUAUAAAAGCCCCCACACACUCUUUAUUUCAUAUACCACCAUCAUAAUAACUCAUCACUGCCCCCUCUCUCAAUCUCUUUAUAGUGCCUUUUGGUUCUUUCAUUUAUAUAAGCAAAAUUUGGCUAAGUGUAGGGGAGAUCUAAGAGAGGGGGUAACAAUGGCCAAGUCUAAGUUCCUUCCUGUUUUCAUCUUGGCCCUCAUUGUCAUUUCCAUGCUUCAAACUGUGGUCAUGGCAUCUCAUGGGCAUGGAGGACACCAUUACAAUGACCAGAGGAAAUAUGGACCUGGCAGUCUCAAGAGCUACCAAUGCCCAUCAAAAUGUUCAACAAGGUGCAGUAGGACCCAAUACCACAAGCCGUGCAUGUUUUUCUGUCAGAAGUGCUGUAACAAGUGCCUCUGUGUUCCCCCGGGGUAUUAUGGGAACAAAGCUGUCUGCCCCUGCUACAACAACUGGAAGACCAAGGAAGGAGGACCAAAAUGCCCUUAAUUAAUUAGUUAAUUAAACAGAGAGAAAUUGAAAAUUGAAAACCUUGUAAACAAUAAUUCUGGGGAAAUUAAAAAAAUCGUUAAAAAUAAGAAAUCAGUAUUUAAUA